Rana temporaria (common frog) is the source of this 3249-nucleotide messenger RNA. RefSeq names its product D(4) dopamine receptor-like. Lineage: Eukaryota; Metazoa; Chordata; Amphibia; Anura; Ranidae. The transcript is spliced from 3 exons. Gene Ontology annotation, cellular component: membrane. The record is from RefSeq and is a predicted model, not a curated record. Bases 371 to 1618 code for a protein of 415 amino acids. Gene Ontology annotation, molecular function: G protein-coupled receptor activity. Gene Ontology annotation, biological process: G protein-coupled receptor signaling pathway.
GCUGCAGGGCUCCUGGGCUCUCUCCUAUAAGAUGCAAUGCAGAAGGUUGCAGCUGUCAUUGAGUGUGCACCUAAAGACAGAAAGUAAGCCAAAUAAUGUAUUUUAGCUGGUGAUGCUAAAUACAUAUUAUAUUAAAAAUAUUAACAACACCAGCUAAAACUACCAAUACUACAGCAAGCGGAAAAUGAAAAUGUUGUUGGUUUUGGUGAACAGACAUUUGACAUUCUACUGCCCCUGCUGGUCUGGAAUAAUCUAUAAAAGGAAAUGAAUUGCAGCUGCUAGCCUUUUAGCAAACCCACACUCCUAGGUUUCAGGUUGGAAAUCCAUCUCCUGAUUAGCGUGCACCACAAGAAUCCUUUGCUGCUUAGACAUGUCCAUUUUGCUCAGAGCUUUGACAAAUUUCUCUGCCUGGAACAGAAGCACUAUGGAGAUGGACCAGACACACAUGGCAGGAAGGGGGUGGUGCACUGAUGGUGACCAUACACUAAAGAUUGGCAUCGUCACCACCUUGGGGUGUCUGAUCAUCCUGGGGAAUUUAUUUGUACUACUUGUUAUUGCCUCAUCUGUUUCUGGCUGGUCACGUAAUAGUCGCUAUAUUCUUAUCUCUUUGACUGGCACAGAUGUCACAUUGGCUUUGGUAGUGGUUCCACUCAAUCUGUAUGGAAGCAUUGUGUUGGAGCCAGGUGAUGAAGAUGAAGAAGAUUCUGCUCUUGGACCUUACUGUCACAUUGUGGCCUUUCUAAAUUCCUCAGUGUUUGCCUCUUCUAUUUAUUCAUUGGCCAACAUUAGCCUGGAGCGAUAUGUGGCCGUGUUCUUUCCUUUGCACUAUAACCGAGUAAUGAGUCGCCGCAGAGUUAAGCUAUUAAUUGCAGCAGCCUGGUUGUUGCCUCCUGUAUUCUUGUUUCCCAUUUCCAUCCCAGGUGGCACAGUGAUACAUGUCUAUUUUUCCCGAGCCUCUCUCAUCUGUAACCCAGACUAUGCUAGCAACGUGACUUACUCUCUAAUGCUGACCAUAGUCAUAUUUUUCCCUUGCUCAGCAAUAGUCACAUUUGCCAACCUGCGACUAUGGAGAGUUGCAAGGAUGCAAAGCAGAAGGAUGAGUGUGUGUUUGUCUGGCAGAAACAAACAAGGUGUUGCCACAGUGUGUGAGAAUGUGGAUGGCAGCAUACCAGUUCACCUAAGCAGAGGCAGGCCUGCAACCGAUGAAAUUGGGGACAGAGGCCCACGUAAAGGAGAUGCUGCAUCCAAGGUGCUAAUUCCUGUGGUCUGUGUGUUCUACAUUUGCUGGGCACCAUGCAUGGUUACUAUCCUAUAUAAUGCUAUUACCCAUAAAAGAGUUCCAGAAUGGGUGGAGUUUGUAGCCUUGUGGCUUCCAAGUGGAAAUGGCUUCCUCAACUGUUUUGUGUACUUUUGGAUCAACAGGAGCUUUCGACACAAAUUUAGACAACUAGGAAGAAAAUUGUUCCUAUGGCGUGGCUGCUGGACCCAUCGGAAAAGUCGUAAAAAGGCACCCCGUAUCAAAGUCACAAACAAUGCGUUGACAAUUUUACAAGAAAGGUCCUGCAGUGUGUCAUCAACUUGCAUGCUACUUCCACAGGCAGCAGACUCUGUUUUAUAAUCUUAAUCGGAGAUGGCUCACUAUGCUGAAACCUAUUCAUAAUAUCUAUUUAAACCAGCGGUCUCUUUUGUAACCUAAAACUUCAAUGUGUGCGCAUUUGCCACACUGUUAUACACUGUGUGGCAUAAAGCCCUCUGAAGCUUCAAAUGGUUUCCAAAUAUUUCACAAAGUAUCUUCUAUUUAUUUCAAUUUUACACAGUUAUGGCCAUGGGAUUUUGGAAUGUGACCACCUGGUUUAUCAAAUGCUGUAUGCUUGAUUUAUAGCUGUACUAUGAUGCAAGGUGCAGAAGAUGCCAUACUUAAUGGACCCAAAAGAAAAAAAAAAAUGGCAAAAAAAUAAAUAAAAAAAAUAGCAAGAAUAUUUCUGCUGCUAGAAUGGGGCUGAAUGGAUGUUUUUAUAUUUGUUUUAUUUAUAUUGUAGGACAAUGCCACCCAAUAGAGAUGAGUGGGAUUUGUUGAGUGAAUGAGCAAUCGCCCUUUUUGCCUUUCUGGGAUGAUUGAUAUUGUGUAAUCCGAACCAGCAGUUGGAGUAUUCUUGUCCAGUCCUUUGGUGACAUUCAGACAGAACUGGCCAUAGAUAUGGUCACCCUGUAUUACAAUAAAAGAGAUUGAAAAAAAAAAAAGGGCAGCAGGGGUCCUUCGCUGGUGGUAAUGUGCUGUCAGGGACAGGCCAAGAAAUUAAAUGUUUACUCCUAGGCUAUCAAAUCUCAACCAACGUUGUUGGGCAGACUAGUUCUAAAUGGGACCACUACAUUUGAAUGGACAGUUAAAUUAUUUUAGUUUGCUAUGGUGAAUGACCUGUUUUAAAUACAUUCACUUUGCCAUUAAUUACUGGAUGUAUUUAAAUUAUAAAAUUAACAUUACUUUUUUCUUGUAUAUGGGGCAUUGGUAAAAAAAAUUAAAUAACGUCCUGGGUAAUUUGGUGUACUUUAUGGCAGACCUGUAGGUUUAGUCAUUGUUGGAUUCUCCAUGUCUUUCAGUGCCCCAAUUUAACCCUUCCAUAUACAGGGUCCAUUGCUUACCCCUUAAGAGUAAAGACGUCAGAUGCUAUUAAAGUUAUCUAAAUAGGCCAGUAUAUCUCUACGGGUGAAACUGGAAUACUGGUACAAUCUGUAGUGGCUUCAGCUUUUUCUAAAUGGGAUCCCUCAUUUUGUAUUUUAGGUAUAUUGUAAAUAUGUAGCUUAGAAAAUGUUUCAACAUAAACCUUCUAUGGAUCCUUUAGUAAAGUUGUAAGGCAUUCAAUGCCUAGCCGGGACCAAAUGUGUCAUUCACCACAGGCAGUGUUUUUUUUUUUUUUCUUUAUAAUAUAUUAGAGAAGUGAUUCCUUGUGCUUGUCAUUACUUGCCCAUGAACUAAAUGACUUAAUAUGCAUAAUGGCAUUCACAUAAUUAAUUAUUCUUCUGUAUGUUACAUAUUCAUUAAACUAACUAGGAUGAAAAUGCAACAGAAAAAUAACGAACUAAACCAAAUCUUUACAAACAAGGGUGACUUUACUGAGGACCACUGCCCUUCAAUUCUUUAUAUCUUAAGUUAUUUUAAAAUAAUCUGUCACUUCUUGAUUGGUUGCAUUCUAUAUAUCCAUGUUAAAGUUUAUGCAGCAUAUGAAUAGGUUCUUCCUAGAAAAAAAAAAA